This is a messenger RNA of Colletotrichum acutatum, 1848 nucleotides long. Its product is annotated as methyltransferase domain-containing protein. Bases 335 to 1351 code for a protein of 338 amino acids. NCBI's taxonomy places the organism in Eukaryota, Fungi, Ascomycota, Sordariomycetes, Glomerellales, Glomerellaceae. The record is from RefSeq and is a predicted model, not a curated record. The transcript is spliced from 4 exons.
GAAUUUCAAGUCAAACUGACUCGUGACGAGCAUUCUUGGGCAGGCUUCGUAGAAACGAGGCCGCUAAGGAUCGACGAUGGUUUCAGGCAAGCUGUUUCAGUAAAGGAUGAGGAUCAAAGUCUAUUUCAAUGAUGCUGUCAACAUCAGAUGGCUGUUCGUUGCGCCUAAGGACUUUUCCAGUCCGUGGUGAUUUGGUAACAGUAAGUGGCAACACUGCUUGGCCUCAUCUCCCUGGACUUUCGCUAUUGCUGAAGAACCCGGUGGUCAAGCUCUGUGUCUAGAAUCGUCUUGUAGAGCAAUCACCAUUGUAGCAUCGACGCGGACCCCAUACACGAUGGCGGCUCUGAAGCCCGCUGGCCAGCGGACGAGGCCCUUUUUAAGAGUCCUUCCCUUCUUUUUUCCGGUAGCUUUUCUUUACUUCCUGACACCGGUUCUCAACGAAACAUGGUCAUCCUGGGUACUAUCUCGGAUCGACACUCACCUAGGCGAGCCUAGUCGGGCAGCAGUGUCGGAAAAGUCAUGGCUGAGUUCAGUCCGAAAGAGACACGAGUGGAUGAGGGUCAACGAAGACUACGACUCAAUACUGUUUACACCCAGAGAUGAAACUCUCCGUUUUUGGUACACCAUCUGGGACUUGUUCCCGGCAACGUAUACUUGUCCGUGGGACGUGCAACGAGUCGGCAAACUCGGCGAUGGGGGAAAGUGGAUUUGCGGAAUGAGUAAAUACGAAAAGGCGGAAGCCAACUCCCGAGCUUCUGAGAGACCUAUUCGUAUCUAUAGCUUUGGUAUUGGAGACGACUCCUCUUUUGAGGCGGAAAUGCUCAGCCGCUCCAGCGCUGCUGAGAUGUACGGUUUCGACGACACGGUCGACGGUUGGGGCAAGGGGCUAGAAGCGUAUCCCAACCGGACGCACUUCUUCAAGACUGCUGUUGCUGAGUACGACUACUAUGAUGAAGUGGAGAAGACGGAGUUUCUCUCAAUCAAUAGCAUCAUGAAGAAACUAGGGCACGACUAUGUGGAUCUGAUCAAGAUGGAUAUCGAAGGGGAUGAGUUUCCGACAUUAGAGUCUUUCCUGGGAGACUAUGCGAAAGGUGGCGAGCUCGAGGGAAAGGAGGUUCCGGUUGGUCAGAUGGUGAUUGAGAUUCAUGUUCCGGAGAAGGGGCCCACAAUAAGUCAGUUUGCGGAGUGGUGGGAGAGGAUCGAGGAGGUUGGCUUCAGGCCAGUUUGGAGCGAGGCAAAUCUCCUCGCUGUCACGGUGGGAGAUGGGAAGCCGUGUUGUUUUGAGUACACUUGGAUCAAUACAAAAGACAGCCGGAGCGUUGCGUGGGAUAGAGGAAGCAGAUCCCCAUGACAGCAUCUUGUGGCAACUUGAUAUAAUGAAAGUCUGUGUUAAUAGCUGAGAAUCUGCGGUUCAGUCUAAAACGCCCUGGGCUCUCUGAGAGGUUGUCUAAACACAGGUUCAUCCAAAGUAUGAGGCUUAUUGUCUUCCCCCGUUGACGAAGGCAACACAGCUUGCUUAGCUAUCCGUUUUGCCCUUCGCCUUCAUCUCUUCCUCCUCAUCCGGAGGCGAGGGGACCCAAGAUGGAUCAAACAAUUUGAAGUAUCGACUAAUCGUUUCGUUGAGGGUUUCAGGAAACGGGAAUGCACGACUUAUGGUGUUGAAGGAGACAGGCUUGGAAGAGAGGCUCAGAGGGAGGCUAGGUCCUUUGCUUCCAACUUGUUGGGGUUGACUGGAAGCAGUGUGCUGUUAGUAUCCAGCUCUAAGGAAAUGACAUUGCCGUAAGAGACGUUGAAUGUACCUUUCUUUCGAGUUCGAGUUCAUUCUCAAUAAUUAGUGGGGCUGAAACU